UCACGCAAGACUCCACCGUCGAGGAUCGUCCAGAGGAGCGGCAUCUCCUCGAGAAAGAACAUCGGCAGCAGCAGAUCUCUCGUCGUCCGACAAAAACCACCCAAUUGUACAGUCCUUAAUUGUUUCUGCGUGAGACUCCUAUAAGGGAUUAUACAAGUAAACAUGUCGCCGUAGAAGCAACAGAUAGGGAAAUGGCGAAUUUCCGUGGAUUUUACAUACCCUCCAUCGGAGCUACGGUCAACGUCGCCUGGGAGACCUUGAAAGCCAAAUGGCCGGAGAACAGUCCGUGCAUGGAGCUGAUCCGCGGUGGUGGCGGAGGCGGAGGCGGCGGUGGCGAGGGCGGCAUGAGCCAAGGGCGAAACGGUCAGGGUCAAUUUAAAUCAUUCGACGAGGGCGGCGACAACACCGAGAUGAUGACGAUGAACGGGGACCAGGCAUACCGGGAUCGAAAUAAUGUCGCGGUCGCCGAGGACUCCUUCAGCUACCAAAGGAAUGGGGAUAAAAUCCGAACUGGGAGUAUGAGUAGCGGCGAAUUCAGCGAGUACGACGAGGGUGGCGGAGAGUUUGGUGCUGCGGGCGUGAAGAUUAAUGAAUGGCAAGCCGCCUGGAAUGUUACAAACGCUAUUCAGGGAAUGUUCAUCGUCUCGCUGCCGUUCGCCGUUCUGCGGGGCGGUUAUUGGGCGAUUGCCGCGAUGAUCGGCAUCGCGCACAUCUGCUGCUACACCGGCAAGAUUUUGGUCGAGUGUCUCUACGAGCUGGACACGGUGACCGGUCAACGGGUACGCGUGCGAGAUUCGUACGUGGCGAUCGCCAAGGAGUGUUUCGGGCCGACCUUGGGUGCUCGCGCCGUCAAUAUCGCGCAGAUCAUCGAACUACUGAUGACCUGCAUCCUGUACGUGGUUGUGUGCGGCGAUCUGAUGAUCGGCACAUUUCCGGAAGGCGCGAUUGACACCCGCAGCUGGAUGAUGCUGGUCGGCAUUUUUCUGCUGCCGCUCGGCUUCCUUAAGUCGCUGCAACACGUCUCCGUGCUCAGCUUUUGGUGCACGAUGUCUCACCUCUUCAUCAAUGCGAUCAUCAUCGGUUACUGCAUCCUGGAGAUCGGUGACUGGGGCUGGUCGAAGGUGAAGUGGACGAUCGACAUGGAGAACUUUCCUAUUUCGCUUGGCGUGAUCGUCUUCAGCUAUACGUCGCAGAUCUUUCUGCCGACUCUCGAGGGCAAUCUCAUCGAUCGCUCCAAGUUCGACUGGAUGCUCAAUUGGAGCCACAUCGCCGCGGCCGCGUUCAAGUCCUUGUUUGGCUGGAUCUGCUUCUUGACCUUUCAGAACGACACGCAGCAGGUGAUCACCAACAACCUACAUUCAGCCGGCUUCAAGGGUCUGGUGAACCUCUGCUUGGUGGUCAAGGCCGUGCUCUCGUACCCGUUGCCGUAUUACGCCGCGUGCGAGCUCUUGGAGCGCGCCUUCUUCCGCGGCCGGCCGAAGACGAUCUUCCCGACCAUCUGGACGGUGGACCGCGAGCUCAAGGUCUGGGGUCUGGCUUGGCGUGUCGGUGUGAUCGUGUUCACCAUCUUGAUGGCGAUCUUCAUACCCCACUUCAGCAUACUGAUGGGUUUCAUCGGCUCGUUCACCGGCACCAUGCUGUCGUUCAUCUGGCCGUGCUACUUCCACCUGAAGCUCAAGAGGAACUCGAUGGAAUGGAGCGCCGUUGCAUACGACUGCUUCGUCAUCUUCCUCGGCAUCCUCUUCGGCGUGAUCGGCGUCUAUGAUUCCGGCUCCGCGCUCAUCAACGCUUUCGAGAUUGGCCUGCCCUUCUGAGCGAUCUCGCGCCGUUCAGAUCGCGCCUCGGGUCGUUCGUUGUUAUUCGUCUUCCAUCGAUCCUCGAUUCUGCCGCGUUCUUUGGCAUCGACGCGAUUCGAUAUCCUCGAGACAUACUGCGAAUUAGGAACUAAUUAACGGGAGCUUAUGUGACGAAAUAUCCCGAUAGUCAACCUGCAAAUUAACAAUGCAUUACGAGUCUCAUGAAAUUAUCGUCGAGGGAUAUCUCCGGGAGAGAUGUCGAAAGCGCCUGAGCAAAUCGAGGUUCGGCUACUUCGCGUUGCGUGUUCAAUCAGAAAGCCACGACCGAUUAGCGCGAUUAGUUUUGCAUUAUGCGUAAACGUGUAUCUACUUUUGACUCUACCACACACACACAUGUUGACAUUUUUAUGCUAUUUUUACAUGACGGUCGCACGCGGCUGUUAAUCACAUUCUUCUCGACCUCAAACUUUCGUUGAGACGAUUUUCCUUCGAACGACGCGAGCGCAGAAGCAUUGUCGUCUUCUCACUCAUACAAGAGAAUUCGCAAUACGCGAAUUUGCACUUCAACAUGCCGAUUGUUUUUCACUUGUUCCGGGAGCUUUGUAGAUAAAACAAAGCGUAGAUCUAGCGCGCGCGGUUAACACGUGACGAUUUAUAAGAAGUGCACCUUCCGUGAUGUCUUCCUUACGAUGCAGUUGCAAGGAGCGCAGCCUAACUAACUUAUAUAGUUGACUACUGUUACUGUUUUGGAUUUUAUAAUUGUACUCGCGCGGAUAAUUCAAGCGUGAGACAUCAUUUUCACGCGACGCGUUGAAUAGUUCGUCACGACGAGACGGCACGGCGCGGCGAUCGAUCGAUGGAUCGAUCGAUUCAACUUGGACACUUCGAUAUAAAGAUCUCGAAACGUGUCACAUUUUCAAAAGUACGGUGCGGGCUUGCACGGUAACAAAGUAGAGCGAUGUGCGUUGCGUGAUAAACGUUUAGAUAAUUGGGUAAAGAUAAUGAAUAAAAAAUAUACAUUUUCGCGGACAAUUAUAUCAAGAAGAGAAAUACGACACAAUAUAAUGCAAUGCAAUGCAAUGCAAUGCAAUAGAUCACUGUUCUAUUUGAGGUAGUAGAAGCUUCUAAAAAACGUUUAAAAGACGCCCAACAUACUUCAGAUAUGAAUAUUUACGUAGGGCAAGUUUCAAAUAACAACUAUUAAUACAAGUUUAAAACACCUUUUAAAAGUUUCUACUAUCUGGAACAUGAUUUGUAAUUCUCCAAAUAUUCAGCAAUAACUUGACCGUUCUAUUUGUACCACUAAUAAUUCAUGGAUCAAGUUUCUUUUCUCGUGAUGUAAUUUUUCACUAAAGAGCGUAAUGUUUAUUACCGCGAGUAGGUGACGACGGUAAUCUGACGGAUGCGUUCUCUUAGAAGUUAUGACGAAUUCGAUUGGAAGCACUAGUGCGCACCAGUGCAUACUAAGGCGGUUUCAUAGUCCAUUCUUGUAUUUAAGAUUGUCUUAAAUUCGCUUCCGAAUGCUCCGUAAUUAGUAUAACAAUUUGUAUAGCAUCUAAAGAUAAAUAUAAAACGAUUUUGAAUGUAAGAUAGAACUCUAUAAACAUAGAUGAAAUAUAAGAACAGACUAUAAAUUAGCCUUAGUGUGCACUGGUGCGCACUAGUGCUUCCAAUCGAAUUCGCUAUUAAGAAUAAAGCCCGCCGUGCCGUUCGUCCGCCGUAUAUUUAACAGGACGCAGGAGAAUGCGCCAGCAAGUUAUGUAUGUACAACCGAGUACAAUUAACCGUUUAAUCCAACGUCUUCCGAGAUCUGACAGAGAUCAUAUCGUUAGAUCGCACGUUAGUUUAAGGAGCGUGAGUGUAAGCAAACGUAGACACGUUCCGUGAGAACCGCGGAACGCUCUGACGACUCCGGGGAAACGGAAUCAUAAUUCGAGACAAUAACUGUACGGAUAGUAAUUAUUGAUAAGGUACUAAUUCUCUCUUUCUUUUUUAUAGAUAGUUACAUAUUACUGAGACGUACGUUCUCAGGCGGUACAAACUUCCAAAAGACCUCUUGGAGGUGUUCAAAACAUUGCCUAAGGAAGUAGAGCGCCUUUUAGAUGUCUUCAAAGCUUUUUUAGAAGUUUUUGCUGUCUAGAUUGUGCCAGAUACAUACUCCCGAAUAUAGAAAUCCUUAGAACCGGUUAUUCCCUUCCAAGGAUUCCUGGACUUCGCAAAUUUUCCCCGAGGCGUCGAUGAGCGUCCCGCAGACACGGUAAAUUAACGAUCGUGAAACGAGUCUUCCAAUAAUGUCUUCCAGAUCGACAAUGUCGAUCGAGAUAAUAACAAUAAUAUAUAAAUAUAUAUAUAUAUAUAUAUAUAUAUUAACAAUAAUGGUAAUAAUGUAUCACUAUUUAUUGAGCAAAGGUUUUUUGUCGAAUAAUAUUGAACAUUAUAUCGAGAGUUGUAGACGUUAAGCGUUAACAUGUAAGGCUACGGUCAUGACAUAAUUGAUGUUUCAUAUCAAUAAAUAUAUCGAUGACACAAUGUAAGUAAUAUCGCGCUGUUCCAUGAAAUCAAUUUAGAAUGUUAAUAAGGGAUCAUUUUCUUUAUAUUGACAAUAAUUAUCAGACGAAUGGUCUGACGAAUGUUACGUGUUGGAAUCCUCUUCGUGGUUACGAAGUGGCGAUAUAGAGAGAGAAUAGAGAGAUGUAUUAGAGAUCGAAUAAUGUUAUUUACCCUACGAAAAUUGUCGGCGUAUCGUCAUCGAGUUGACGAGGUGGAAUAAUGGUUUAGAGGAAUAAUUGUUAUGGAUGGAAUUAUAUCGAGAAAACCACGAGGAAAUACUACCCCAGGACUUUGAUGUCUUAUCGUGAGCGGAAGUACCGCGGCCACGCGUAGGCUUGUAAAGCGCUUUCGCAGAAAUAUCCAUAUUUUGUGGCGUCUCGGGAGGAGCGAACCUCAUCUCUCGGUGUUGUGUAGGCAGAGUAUUACUUAUAAACGUUAAACCAGAUGAUGUAAAGCGGCCUCCGUAUUAACGAGAAUACAUGAAAUAUAUAUUAUCCAUAUGUGAGUAUGAGGGGUGGAAAUAUAUCGGCAAAAUUUUACGGAUUCGUAUAUACUCUUCACUCGCAUCUUCGCCCAGAAUGAUUACACAAGCAUCGUUGAAAAGAACGAAUAUUACCAGGAAGAACUGACAGAGGAGAUAAAUUACAUUCCUCUGUAGGAUUCUUGCGAUAAGGAAAACUUCUCUUUAUUUACUUCUAGGCGGGUAUAGUGGAUUACAAUACGGUUCAAACACAAUGAAGUUAGGGGCUUAUCAAACUGUCAGAACUGUAAAUCAUUACUGAUGGAUUUUCUUAGUAAUUAUAUUAAUGAUAAUAAUUAUAUUAUUAAUUAUAGUUAUUACUAUUUAAUAUUAUUUUUAAUUAUAUUGUUAAUUAUAUUACUGCGUAAGUCUGACCGUAAUGACUUCAAAUUUUGAUAGUUGGCGGAACUCCUAACUUCACUGUGUUUAGACUUGUUUUGUAAUUCGCUGCACUUGUGAGAGGAAUCUCGUGAACAAAGGAUCUUGGAUCGGUGUUUCAGUAGUAAACGAAAUUCGAUUCAUUAACAAUGCUUUAUUGCCACUUUGCUCACAUUAAAAUAACCUUAGAAAUGCAAAAGGCUUGAUGGCUGAAAAUAACAAAAAUUAUGGAAACUCGAAA
Messenger RNA from Odontomachus brunneus, 5485 nucleotides. RefSeq names its product vesicular inhibitory amino acid transporter (gene VGAT). The coding region runs from base 192 to 1814 and encodes 540 amino acids. The transcript is spliced from 4 exons. Gene Ontology annotation, biological process: amino acid transmembrane transport. The record is from RefSeq and is a predicted model, not a curated record. Gene Ontology annotation, molecular function: amino acid transmembrane transporter activity. Lineage: Eukaryota; Metazoa; Arthropoda; Insecta; Hymenoptera; Formicidae. Gene Ontology annotation, cellular component: vacuolar membrane.